Molecule: messenger RNA, 4659 nt
Organism: Peronospora farinosa
Lineage: Eukaryota; Oomycota; Peronosporomycetes; Peronosporales; Peronosporaceae
Source: the annotation of a GenBank genome assembly
AUGUGGCGGACCCGUCGCAACACGAGCGACCGUGACGCCUUGUCCCUCGUGGUACAUGGACCCGAGUUUCGUAAUGGAGAGCUCUUGGUACUUAAUCCAGACACAUUUCCGCAUAUCAACUUACAUGAUCUUGUAGAGAUCGCACAGCCGGAACGUAUACACCCACGUCUUGUAUUGGCAGUCAAAUCCCUCACCCCUGUACGAGGUAAAGUACAAGUGAGUGUGGCCAGAGACAUUGCAGUACAAUUUGGACUAGAAGCUUUUCGUUCUGUGACUGUACGACGUGUCGAACAACAAGAUGUGGCUGUAGACUUUGUCGAACUGAGUUUCAAAGACCAAUUUUUAUCACGAGCCGACGUCUGGAGAUUUAAAGUUACAAUGUUGGGACAAUGUGUUUACGUAGGUAGAACAGUUGAAUGUCUUGGUAUACGUGGACAAGUGGACGCUAUUUUAACUAGUAACACACGACUUUAUUGUGGAGUCAUUGGAGAUGCUACGAAGAUUGCCGUACGCUCAAGGUCCAGUUGCCUCUUUUGGCUAGUGCAGAUGAGCACUGAGAUGUGGGAAUUUGCUCCUGAUGGACAAGUUUAUUAUGAAAAGCUACUGAAUCGUCUGCUUCAGGUACUAAUUGCCAAGUGGAGUGAGUGUUCCGUAAGCCAUUCAGUCACUAUCAUUGCCUUCUCCAGGAGCUACUAUGACGCGGACCAGUUUCCUGACGGGUUUGAUCCGAGACGGCCACCCUUUUCGGACCCUCGGAGACAAGGAUUUGGUCCUGGUUGCUACGUACCAGGUGUCAACAUGGCUCAAGGAUAUGGCCCCACGAUCCACGUCGAUCCCCUCACUGGUCGGUACUACGAGGACUUCUACAAGGUGGUCAUCAUGAAUUACACAGGACCAGACUGGAGUCGACUGCUGGAACUACUCAAGAAAGAGUUUGCUAGCUACUACGAAAAACAUCGGUGGCGUACGCCAGAAGAGUUUUCUCCAGCACGGUACGAGAUAUGUCGUUGUCCAAAGCAAAAGAGAGAGGUGAGUAAAAUAGCAAAGGCCAAUGCUGAGGACUUCGAAGACAGCAAUGAGAAGUACGUGAAAUGGAUAAAGUUGCCUUCUGGCGUUCCAUCUCGAGCUAAAGAUGGCAACAUUUUAGAAGCCAUUAACGUGACAUUGAAUGUGCUGGACAAGCACUACAUGGAUCGCGACCUUAACCGAACUGGGCAGGGCAUCGUUAUGAUGACAGCUGGAUGCAGCAUUUUCAACGUGAACAGCAAACUUGCUGAGAUCACAGAGCAGCGCAUGAUGGACAGCGGAGUGGGCAUGGAUAUGAUAUCGUUGUCGACGCCACCGUUGCAUGUGGUUCCGUUGUUUAUAUACUGCAACCAGUCAUCCUUGAAGACAGAAACUACCAUUUUCGAGACGGCAAGCUUCCUGCAUAAACUUUCCUUAAAUGAAAUUCCAGGUGUAGAGCCGAAAACAUCUCCGGAAACUGCGGCGUCCUUCCAUGACAUUCCAAGCCUCAUUUCGACAUCCCAGCCUAAAAGCCCCGUGUGGGUAAGAGCUAGCAGUGAUGUUCUCCAUCCGCCACCCGCCUCAGCCACGCUCAAUAACACCGCGGUCGUGGCAGACCCAUCCGGUGGAUCAAUAGAAAAGCUGACGUAUGACGUUCCACACUGGGUUAACAUCACAUUCUUGGAUUUCGAUUGCAGCUGUGGGCGAGCAAGCAACAACUUCAGCCCGUCUAACCCAACUGCCACGCCAAUUACCAACCCGCACGAGCCAACUGAACAGCAUAAAGGCCGUGUCUGGCAUUCUUACGGUUGCCGAUUCAAACGUUACCAGCAAUUCAAUCCGCUGCCAUCAUUUCGGAUGUUUGACAUUACUGCGCCAUCAGAGAAACUAGCAUUCCCGGUGAUGCUGCGAAACCUGAUGCGCAGCGAUUUUAAAACGUCAUCAAGUUGCGGACUUAGCGCCAUACCGACUUAUGUUAAACAUGACGAGGAGGCUAGCAAUGAUGACCUCGAAAGUGGAGAAUUUUGCGACAACGCCGGAGCUUCCUUGUCAAACAAGGUAAAUGGAAGUCAGAAUCAGCCACUAUUCGAGACGAGCGAGCUACCUAACCCGGCAUCUCCAACACCCCCACCAGAGCAAUUGCGAUUUAGCCGAUCUCCUGACUUUGAUCCCUUUCUAGCAUCAACACGAUUUCCUACUAACCUGGGUGCUACUUUGCACGUGCGAGCCGCACUCACGGCGUAUGAUGAUAGUGUAUUCUCGCCUGGGAUGGGAGACAGUAAAUGUACCGCCAGUGGAAACUUCUGCGAUCGACGGCAUGGUUUUGUUCCUCAUGAAAUCCAUAAAGAACAUGAAGAUGUCACCAGCGCUACCAUUGCCGGCGAUGGCCAUCUUGAGUGGUUUCUUCGCAGUGUACGAAAGGAAGCAUUACACGCGAGAGAGCGCAGCCUUAGCGGUAACGCUAGUACUUUCCAAAAGGAAAACUCUUUUCUCACCGGUGAAAGCAACAGCAUGAUUCAGACGCUGAUUCCGCCACUAAAACUUAAUCUUUCGAACAAAGGGCCCAACUUCGAUCAAGCGGAUCGUAGCAUCGCGAUACCGCCUCACUCAAUUGCAAGUGUCGACGCAAACCCGUCAUUCUCUCAGAAAGUAACUCUUAAGAGUUCUGUGGAGCGGCGGGGCUAUAUCAGUCUUUAUGGCACCCCAGGAACAAAUCGAGAGGAGAAUUUUCGACCUCUUGCACGUAAUGCGACCAUGAACAAAGAGCUGCCAUCAACGUCUAGUCACUCCAUUGCAUUCUUCUCGCAACCGCGAAAGGACGGCUACACCGAUAAGCUGACGAGCAACCAGCGGCAUUACAGCAACCCAAGCUCUCCUAUGAAUUGUUCACGCAAGAAUCACUCGAAUUUUUUUAGGUUGGUGCCUGCAAGUUUGAGCUUUAAGGCUAUGUCGACUUCAGAACUUGCACUCACUCCGAUUGAUCAGCGGAAGGCAGCUGUAAACCCCUUCCGGUACGCCAAAGCUCAAAGCUCCCAGCGUUUAUCGAAUGACAGACAGCGAUGGAGCCACUUGUUUCCUGCUUCAAUUCAUUCUGCCCACCGCAUAUCUACAGGCAUUACAUCGGAAGUUGGCGAACCGAUAUUCCUUGGCCCAAACUGGACAAGCCUUACGUCACCAGCUAUACUUCCGCUGACGACUGACCAUAUCCCGUCCCCGCAUGAGCUACGCCAGAGCUACUCGGAAGCAUUUUAUACACUGACGAUUCCUACGACAGCAAUGCAAACACCAGCAAUUGAAAGCGUACCUCGCUACCGGAAUCACGACGAACUCUUGGCCGAGAUGAUCUGCCAACGGCUAGCCCGCGAUUUUCAACUCGUGUCCACCUGCGACUCGACUGCGUCGCUAAUGGGUAUUGAACCAUCUUCUAAGAAUCGGCGAAGAUUGUAUCAUUUGAGCAUGGGGCAUCGAAUCCACCAGCUCAUUUACGAUGCAGAGCGGCAAACGGUCGAAGUAAAGAGGUUUGUCCAGCGUGAACCACAUGAUCCCAAAGUUGCCUCCACUUCCUACAAUUACUCGCUUUGGGUUGAACUCACUCAAUCGUUUCAACCGCAUCAGCAAACAUUUCACCGCUACCCGCGACCGGAGGAUAACUGGAAUGCCCUGGACAACUUGCUCUGCGGCUAUCUUGAUGAUAUGGCAGAUACAAUGAAAUGCCGCCGAAUUCGGUUUGCUAUUGUACCCCCAGUUUUUACAGAUUCUAGCAGUGAUGUCGCCAAUAAUUCCUCGACAGCAUACGCAACGAAGUUUACCAAGUUCAUUGAAUUUUUGCAAUCUCGUGUCGCUCCAUCGGAAUUUGGUGAGUUUAAUAAUAUCAGUAUUAAUAUGGUAUUGGAACGUCCAGGGGCUACACGAGAAACUGAUGAGGGCCCAUCGCUAUGUGAGAAUCGCAUGCUAAGCUUUAAAAUUGUUUGUAAAGCGUCAUCCUUGGCCGUUUCAUUGUCAUCUGCCUCAAAACUGGAGGAUUCGAGAACUGAAUGGGUCAUGAUCCAGCUGGAAGAAACGAUGGACAUCUCGCGCUGUUUUCACCUGGAUGUGCGGUGGUUAGCUUGCAGUGGAAUUGCAGCAGACGAAUUUGUAGGAGCUGUACGGCGGCGAGCCAAACAAUCGGGCUUGGAUUUACGCCGUGUGCCAGAGUACUCCAGUGUCUCGUGCGUGCAAAUUCACCCUCUCAUAGCGUCCGUCUUCUUACCACUUCCCAUCCAGAUAUCGAAAUCUUUCGUUGCCACACUAACUCAAACGCUAGAUUUUGUGCCGGACGACGAACAAAUUGCGGACGGCAGUGGUAUAGGCUACGGACUUCGCAUUGAGCAAGAAAUCUCGGCUGCCAAACCGAGGGUCAGUAUGCGUGGUCAUCGCCGUUCUCCUUCGACCAACGCUCAAUUACUGCUAGAGCGCUGGCAACAACGCGGUUAUAAGCAGUUCAUUCACCGUCGUGUACCUGUGUCGGUCCGGAUUAUUCACGACGGACUCAUUUGGAUCCCCGGCUACGACUAUGACCGCAAGGUCGAUGGUGCUACUAAUAAGGCUGCCACCGAGGCGUUGUUUCAAGAGGUUUGCACUACUAUUGAGUCGCAAUGUGGUGAUUGUCGUUAG